GGCAGGAGGAGAAGGCUUGGGGCUUGAAGACCAGGCUGGGACCUCACUGCCUCCCUCUACGUGGUGCCCCCAGAACUACACUUCUGCCCCCCACUGUCUGGAGGCUCUGCAAGAACUCUACAACCACAUCCACAGGUGCUACGACCAGAUUAUCAGUGCCCUGGAGGAGGACCCUGUGGGCCAGAAGUUGCAGCUGGCCUGCCGCCUGCAGCAGGUCGCUGCCCUGGUGGAGAACAAAGUGACUGACCUGUGAGCAAGCCGGAUCCAGCACCACCGCAGUGCCUUACAACCCCGAAACCGAGCCAGCCACCGAGGGGAACCAGCAGAACCAGGGGCGCAGGGUACACAGCCAGGCACUGUGCCCAGCAGUGGGCUCCCUGCCUGCCACCUCCCCUGCCAGCCAGCCCACCUGCCUUCCCCUACCUGGGCUUGUUUCUAAUUUAUAAGGAUUCCCCUCCUUCCCCCUCUUCCCACUGUAUUUAUUUGCCUGCUGGAACAUUACAUCUUGAAAUAAAAUAGAAAUGUCUUUUUAUUUUGAGAUAGAGUCUCGCUCUCCCAGGCUGGAGUGCAGUGGUGUGAUCUCGGCUCACUGUAACCUCUGUUUCCCAGGUUCAAGCAAUUCUCAUGCCUUGGCCUCCCAAGUAGCUGGGAUUACAGGCACCUGCCACCACAUCCGACUAAUGUUUGUAUUUAUAGUAAAGAUGGAGUUUUGCCAUGUUGGCCAGGCUGGUCUCAAAGUCCUGACCUCAGGUGAUCUGCCCGCCUCGGCCUCCCAAAAUGCUGGGAUUACAGGCAUGAGCCACCAAGCCAGAAAUGUCUUUUUAGAAAGGGCCCAAUCCCCAGCCCCUGCUUUUCCCUGUCCGAGUUGACUCAGUACUCUCCUGACCUGGGAGACCCUCAGCCCCAUGGCUAUGACCUGCUGCCCAUGGACAGAGGGAGGCCAUCAGGUACCCGGGCUUCACUCUCCCCUCGACCUCCCUGGCCCCACAGGAAGGCAGCCCCUCCACCAGUGCCAGUUCAGGAACACUGCACCUAUGUCUUGGGACAAGCCCCCUCCCUGCCAAGCACCGUCCCCUUCACUGGGACUCCUCCAGCAGGCCCAAGCUCCACAUGAACUCACAGACUCCAGUGCUCUAGCUCUUGCCCCCGAACCAUUCAGCCACUGUGACCAGCACGUCGAGAGCUGUGCCCUGUGCUGCCCCGGAUGCUUCUGGGGACCCAAUUUCUCCUGUUCUCUCAAGAUGCAGCCUCCAGGUCACAGGCCCCUUAGUCACCACCACACUCAUGGGAAAGUGGCUAUGGGUUUGCUUGUCCCCAACAGCAAGUGACUUCUUGCUGUCUCCCCCAUGUCCAGCUAUGGAGGAGCCCACGGCAGGCACUUGGCAAAUGGUGGAGAGGGAAAGCAGGUGCUGGGAGCCAGAAUGCCAGGCAGGGCCACAGAAGCAGGUUCUGGGCUGACAAGCUCCCAGGCCUCCCCUCAGCAGGCCUGGUGCCUCUGGUAGUGGAAAUGAGGGGUCCCUAGUAAUGCCACAUUUAGAAGGCAUGGGGCUCCCACAUGUCCUAGAAGCUGAUGAAAUGCAGUAGAAGCAGGAAGCAGCUGUGAGCGGCCAGGGAUGGAGUUCCCAUGGGAAUGCGAGGGGCACAUCCAGGAGGACGUCCGCAGGGGCAUGGGUGGUGGGGGCUUGGCCUAAGGACCAGAUCGCCAAGUGGAGCAUGUCCCCGAGGUAGGCACUGGAGCACAGGAGCUAGGCCUGGGGUAUGGGUUACUUCACCCCUGCAUGGACCUCCCACUCAGCUCAGGUGCAGGCGCUCAGCCUGGGGGUCCAGUUGCCCUUGGUCCCCCAGCAAUAGCCCCCUCUGCCUCCAGGGUGGGUCUGGAGCAGGAAGGGGGCUUGGCCCGGGGGCUGGGCUCUCUGGGCCGCUGUCACGCCGCCCCCUCCCCGUGCUGCAUACCUUGCCCACAGCCGAGCAGCUGGGAGGCUAUUUAUAAAGGCGGGUGAGAUCAGCAGCCGGCCGAGUCUAUAAAUUCACAGGCCGCGGCCGGGCCCCACAGGAGUAGCCGCCCAGGGCACCGGAGCUACUGGCUGCGCAGCGCAGCCGGGAUGAGCGCCAGCACAGGCAGUGGUGGGGACAGUGGCAGCAGCAGCAGCAGCUCACAGGCCUCCUGUGGGCCCGAGUCCUCGGGCUCUGAACCAGCCCUGGCCACACCGGCGCCUCAGAUGCUUCAGGGGCUUCUGGGCUCCGAUGACGAGGAACAGGAAGACCCCAAGGACUACUGCAAGGGCGGCUACUACCCUGUGAAGAUCGGCGACCUGUUCCAUGGGCGGUACCACGUGGUGCGCAAACUGGGCUGGGGCCACUUCUCUACCGUCUGGCUCUGCUGGGACAUCCAGCGCAAGCGCUUUGUGGCCCUAAAAGUGGUGAAGAGUGCAGGGCAUUACACGGAGACAGCUGUGGAUGAGAUCAAGCUCCUGAAAUGUGUCCGGGACAGUGACCCCAGUGACCCCAAGAGAGAGACCAUUGUCCAGCUCAUUGAUGACUUCAGGGUCUCAGGAGCCAAUGGAGUCCAUGUGUGCAUGGUGCUGGAGGUGCUGGGCCACCAGCUCCUCAAAUGGAUCAUCAAGUCCAACUACCAGGGCCUGCCUGUGCCCUGCGUGAAGAGCAUUGUGAGGCAGGUGCUGCGCGGCCUGGACUAUCUCCACACCAAGUGCAAGAUCAUCCACACAGACAUCAAGCCUGAGAACAUCCUGCUGUGUGUGGGGGAUGCCUACGUCAGGCGCCUGGCAGCCGAGGCUACCGAGUGGCAGCAGGCAGGGGCGCCACCCCCCUCCCGCUCCAUAGUCAGCACUGCCCCCCAGGAGGCCUUGACGGGUAAGCUGUCCAAAAACAAGAGGAAGAAGAUGAGGCGCAAGCGAAAACAGCAGAAGCGGCUGCUGGAGGAGCGGCUGCGGGACCUGCAGAGGCUGGAGGCCAUGGAGGCCGCGGCCCAGGCCGAGGACUCCAGCUUGAGACUAGAGGGGGGCAGCGGCUCCACCUCCUCUUCGGGUUGCCACCCUGGGGGCACCAGGGUAGGCCCCUCCCCAGCCUCCUCCUCCCCUGCUCCAGGGGGCAGCCGCAGCCUCAGCCCUGGCUCACAGACCUCAGGCUUCUCCGGCUCCCUUUUCUCUCCUGCCUCCUGCUCCAUCCUCUCCGGCUCAUCCAAUCAGCGCGAGACCGGGGGCCUCCUGUCGCCCAGCACACCAUUCGGUGCCUCAAACCUCCUGGUGAACCCCCUGGAGCCCCAAAAUGCAGAUAAAAUCAAGAUCAAGAUCGCAGACCUGGGCAAUGCCUGCUGGGUGCACAAGCACUUCACAGAGGACAUCCAGACUCGGCAGUAUCGGGCCGUCGAGGUGCUCAUUGGCGCCGAGUAUGGCCCCCCGGCGGACAUCUGGAGCACGGCCUGCAUGGCCUUCGAGCUGGCGACUGGAGACUACCUGUUCGAGCCACAUUCUGGAGAAGACUACAGUCGUGAUGAGGACCACAUCGCUCACAUCGUGGAGCUUCUGGGGGACAUCCCCCCUGCCUUCGCCCUCUCGGGCCGCUAUUCCCGGGAGUUCUUCAACCGGAGAGGAGAGCUGCGGCACAUCCACAAUCUCAAGCACUGGGGCCUGUACGAGGUGCUGAUGGAGAAGUAUGAGUGGCCCCUGGAGCAGGCCACACAGUUCAGCGCCUUCCUGCUGCCCAUGAUGGAGUACAUCCCCGAAAAGCGGGCCAGCGCAGCCGACUGCCUCCAGCACCCCUGGCUCAACCCCUAGGCAGCCAAGGCUCCGCCCCCAGCCCUGCAAGCCUAGAGGGAAAGCGGGACAGCUCCCGCACCCUGCUGGGCGCCAGCUCCCCUCAACAGCAGGGCAGACGGACACUGUUGCCAGGCCCGGCUCUCAGAACGUAUUCUGCCUGAGACCCCUGGGAGGGCCUCGGAGGUAUGCGUGUUCCUUUCUUAAUAAAGUGUGGUCUGAACACCA
This is a messenger RNA of Callithrix jacchus (white-tufted-ear marmoset), 4001 nucleotides long. The record is from RefSeq and is a predicted model, not a curated record. NCBI's taxonomy places the organism in Eukaryota, Metazoa, Chordata, Mammalia, Primates, Cebidae.